AUGGCUACAAUUAGCGACGACGUUGUCGUUACAUAUACAACAACAGGAUAUAACAAUAGCCAGCGGGCGUUCCAGUGGCUUCAGCACUUCAACCGCUACUCCUUUGCUAGGAGUAGCUCCUUUAAAGGCCAUACUAUCGAGAACUGGUUCGGCUACCCGGCUACAAUCACACGGGAAGGCUGGGAUAAGAGCAAUGGGGAACGGCGUACAUUCUACACUCAGAAGACGAAGACGGUCUUCCGGCUGCUCGUUAUGGAUGGAUUUGCUGCACACGAGGACCCUGAAUUUAUCUGGUAUUGCGAGAUGUUCGAGAUCGUACCGUUCAAGCUACCAUCGCAUACAAGCCACCUCCUACAACCUCUUGACGUUGGCGUCUAUCAACAUCUCAAACGUGCACAACAAGGAGCCUUAAAGAAGUUCGUUAUCGGUGGCGGCACACGCAUCUCGAGAUUCGACUUUCUCUGCCAAUGGAAUGAGCUAUUCAGCGCCGCGUUUAAGGCUUGUUAUAUCUUUGUGGGCUUUGAACAUUUAUACAGCAUCAGCAAGACCGUAUCCAGCGAGAGAGGCGCAGAACCAAGACCCUACGCCGAAUCCGAGGCGUUGACGAUGGCGCCUUUACGAUACAGCAACUACGAGAAAGCGGCCGCCCGGCAGCAAGAAGACCAAGAGGCUAGUGCCAAGCGUGCUCUUAAGGAUAGCGAGACUCAAUUUCGACAUCUCCGUGCUAUGGAUGCCGCACAAACAGCGUCACAGCCUCGUCUACGCGGUGGAGCCGCCGUGGCGGCGAAAGCAGUAGAAGAGGCCAAAGCGCUGGACUACGGCUACGGAGGGCUACCGGUAUUUCCUAUGGGCAACACACCUAAAGGCGAUCUCACAGCUCUUCCUGAUAUCGUGGCCUGGUCACAAGCUCAGGAGGAGGCGCGGGCACAAGCUGCUGCCAACGUGGCCGACGAAGACUCUGAUAUCGAUCAUGACUAUAUAUCUAUGCUGCUUUCUUCAGAGCCGGAUCUCGCGCCUAAUAGCGACGAUGAUGAGGAUGACAUUCAGAUCAUAACAACACAGCGCCAACGCCCGCGUAUUGCGAGACCACCACUAUCGCAGCUUCCACUCGAGCAGCUUCCGCCACGGCAGCCGGUGCAAUUGAACGAAGAAGACGAGGCGGCGAUCCAGGCCGAGCUCAAGGAGGAACGCGUUAUCGUGGGUGUAUACAGCGACGAGGAUGAUGAAGAAGAGGAUGAGCCGGAGGUUGUUAUAUAUGGUAGACGAAUUGUUGUACCAAAGACGCGCGUGCGUCAGGCCUAG
Molecule: messenger RNA, 1302 nt
Organism: Hirsutella rhossiliensis
Lineage: Eukaryota; Fungi; Ascomycota; Sordariomycetes; Hypocreales; Ophiocordycipitaceae
Product: DDE superfamily endonuclease domain-containing protein
Exons: 3
Coding region: 1-1302 (433 amino acids)
Molecular function (GO): nucleic acid binding
Source: RefSeq, a predicted model, not a curated record